AUGUCCGACCUCCACCUUGAAGUCGGUCAACAGUACCUGACCUUCAACUUCGAUGUCGCCGCUCCUGACCUCAUUCUUGCUGGAGAUAUUGGCCGACUCAUCGACUACCAGGGCUACACCUCGUUCCUCCGGAGACAAAUCGCCCGCUACGAGCGUGUGUUCCUUGUUCUCGGAAAUCACGAGUUCUACGGUCUUUCCUUCGAGGAUGGGCUCGCGCGGGCACGGGCGCUUGAAAAAGAUCCGGUUUUAAGGGCAAAUUGGUAA
Diaporthe citri is the source of this 264-nucleotide messenger RNA. RefSeq lists its product as uncharacterized. Gene Ontology annotation, molecular function: hydrolase activity. Lineage: Eukaryota; Fungi; Ascomycota; Sordariomycetes; Diaporthales; Diaporthaceae. The transcript has a single exon. Bases 1 to 264 code for a protein of 87 amino acids. The record is from RefSeq and is a predicted model, not a curated record.